Molecule: messenger RNA, 1209 nt
Organism: Oryzias melastigma (Indian medaka)
Lineage: Eukaryota; Metazoa; Chordata; Actinopteri; Beloniformes; Adrianichthyidae
Product: olfactory receptor 146-like
Exons: 1
Coding region: 235-1209 (324 amino acids)
Biological process (GO): G protein-coupled receptor signaling pathway
Cellular component (GO): membrane
Molecular function (GO): olfactory receptor activity; G protein-coupled receptor activity
Source: RefSeq, a predicted model, not a curated record
AAAAUAAUCUGUUCUGUCUGUUGCAUCAUCUUAUUGUGAUGAAAAUCAUUAAAGCAUGUCAUCACCUCAUUGCAGUUGUUGUGACAAUGCUUUUUUUACAUCACAAGUGAACAUAUAAAUUGCCAAUCUUGCCUUCAUGCACUGCUCUGCUGCUGUUCGGGGUGAAAGCAAGAAAACAUCAUCUUUCAUUGUAGUUUUCAUUCGGUUGAAAGGUCUCCUUUUUUUUUUCAAGAAAUGGUUGAAGAAAAAAGAGCCAGAGUCAUUUUGAACGUCACGUUUGUUCGUCCUGAAAAAUUCUACAUCAGUGGGUUUUAUAAUAUUCCUUACACUCAGUAUUUUUAUAUCUUCUUGUGUUUUGUCUAUGUAAUGACUGUUAUUGGAAAUGUGUUUCUCCUCUCAGUUAUCUGCUUGCUGAAGACUCUUCAUUCUCCCAAAUACAUGAUUGUGUUCAACUUGGCUUUGACAGAUCUGUGUGGAAGCACAGCUCUUAUCCCAAAACUCUUGGACACUUUUUUGUUCGACCGGAGAUAUAUUUUAUAUGAGGCUUGUUUAAGCUACAUGUUUUUUUUUUUGUUAUUUGGAAGUUUACAGUCAUGGACUCUUCUCUGUAUGGCCUAUGAUAGAUUUGUAGCAAUCUGCUUCCCACUGAGGUACCACAGCAUCGUGUCUAAAAGAUCUGUUGCUGUGAUUCUGCUGUUCAUGUGGUUGAUAAUAUUCUCUUUUCUUGCCUUUACAGUGGGGAACAUUAAUCGUCUGUCUUUCUGUGGUUCAUUAGUAAUCCAAAGCUUUCACUGCGACCAUGGACCGUUAAUAAGUCUAUCUUGCAAUGAUAGAUCUUUAAAUAAGAUUAUGGCAUAUGUUGCCUUAAUUCUAUUUAUGUGCAUUCCUCCUAUACUGAUAGUAAUAACUUAUGUUUUCAUUGCCAUUGCACUAAGCAGGAUUUCCUCAAAAGUGGAACGGCUCAGAGCACUAAAAACUUGUUCCUCUCACAUAAUUCUUGUAGCAACUUUCUUUUUACCUUUGGUUGCCACUAACAUAGCUUCUGUGGUCACCUACCUCCAUCCUAACAUUAGAAUAAUAAACUCCUGUUUUACACACACUAUCCCAUCUUUGCUUAAUCCUAUUAUUUACUCAUUAAAGACAGAAGAAGUGCUGAAUGCUAUAAAGAAACUGUUUCAAAGAAACAGACUUAAAAUAAUUGCAAAUUAA